Oncorhynchus kisutch (coho salmon) is the source of this 1792-nucleotide messenger RNA. Its product is annotated as ribonuclease kappa-A. The transcript is spliced from 3 exons. The record is from RefSeq and is a predicted model, not a curated record. Gene Ontology annotation, molecular function: RNA endonuclease activity. NCBI's taxonomy places the organism in Eukaryota, Metazoa, Chordata, Actinopteri, Salmoniformes, Salmonidae. Bases 545 to 850 code for a protein of 101 amino acids. Gene Ontology annotation, biological process: nucleic acid metabolic process.
ACUCUCGUCCGAGUGUGCCAGAGGGAAGAAGAAUUGAGGAAUUUGUGAACACGCAACAGCUGUUGAACAUGCAAUGUCGGCAACAGAAAAAACGUUAUUAAAUUGUUGCCAGCAGCACAGUUACAGUCACCGACACUUUAUAUUUUCCACUGUUUAAAGAUGCUAACUAACGUAGCUAGCUAGUGUAGUUUAAUGUUUAGCUAGCUUGGUUGCAAUGCAGGCUGUGUGCGUAAUUCCAUAAUAAGUGGAAUUUAAAAUAUUUUAAAAUAUUCUUAGUUAAAUACACAUAUUUCCAUAAACAUCAUCGCUGUCAAUUUUAGCAACGUUUUUUAUUCUUGAACAUAUCCAUUGAAAAAAGUUUUUCCGGUUUCCAUAAGUCACCUGACACACUGGUGACUGAGGUCGAGCUCCUCGGAACAACUGGUUAGACGACAAACAGCUGCCCAAGUACCUUUUUUUCUACUAUUUAACUUGAGAACUACGACAGUUCCCGUAGUGAUAAAGUCUACUUUUGAGUUUACGUCGUCGUUUGAGUCGUUAAACUAUGGUUUCGUGUUUAUUUUGCGGUCCCAAGUUGGCCGCCUGCGGUAUUGUCAUCAGCAUCUGGGGAGUCAUAAUGCUGGCAAUGUUGGGUAUUUUCUUCACCACCCACUCUGCAGUGCUGAUAGACGAUGUGCCUUUCAAAGAGGAAGACAUGCACAAUGAUCAAGAUCCUCCCCACAACAUCUACAAACUCUAUAACCAGGUUGGAUACAACUGUUUCAUCGCAGCUGGUAUCUAUGUGCUGGUUGCCGCUCUCUCCUUUUGCCAGAUUAAACUCAACCAUCGCAAGGAGUACAUGGUACGCUAGCACCACCUACUGGACUAGCAAUGGUACUGCAGGACUGAUACCACCUGCUGGACUAGCCCUGGUACUGCAGGCUGCAGCACCACCGCCUUACACUGUCUGGAGAAGUCUUUUUCCAUACAUGUUCUGUUUUAAAUAUGAAUGAAUGGUAACCAGGGUUGGGGCUGAUUCCAGACAAUUCAGGAAGUACCCUGAAAUUCCAAUUAGGAAAAUUUUGAAUUGGAAUUUGGUUUACUUUUUUAAUUGAAAUGGAAUUGACCCAAGCCCUGUUGGUAGCAUUGUUAUUGUCUGCCUUGUGUCCUGAUUCUCCACACUUCUCCCAAAGUGUGCACUUGUACAGUCGCCAUCUUGGACUUAAGCAUGGGAUUGAUGUAAGCGUUGUCUGGAGUUUCCAGAACUCUUAAAUCCAUGGGCGGGAGUAUGCAAGUGCACACUUUGGAAGAAUUGGGAGUAAGCCUAUGUGUAUGAUCAAUAUAUUUGUUAAUCACUAACACCGUGCUAUUAUUAAUCUACUGAAAUCAAAUCACCAGAGUUGUAUUAUUUCCUUGCUAGCAUCUACAGAAUUAGGAAUAAUAAGUGCUUUAUGUUAAUUCACUGUGCCUGUCUUCCCCUCAGGUAAAAAAAUCUGGCAAUUUCUCAAAUUAUAGUUGUAUUUGUUUGAAGCCUUAACUUGUUUUAGAAGCUGCACAGAAGUUUGAACUUCUAGUGUUUUUUUAGAACUUCUAGAAUGUUGUGCCUUACUAUGUGACAAACAACAGCUUCUGUAUGUUCUAUUCUAAUCUAGUGCCUUAUUGGACAGAAUGCUAAUUUCUCUGCUUUCUCAUGGACUGUUCUGUCAGAUCUCUUGGCUUUUUAGUUUUGGAAAUCUAAUCAAAAGUUUUGAAUUUUGUUCAGCCUUGAUACAGUUUGAUGUAAUAAAUCCUGAUUGUUGAGUAGUUUUAAAAA